UCCAGAUUUCGGUUCAGCAAUUUUGUCAUGAUGCGGUGCUUGAAAAUUUAGAUAAAGGAAUAACACAUCGGAAUUCGUUUUAAGAAGUCUGAAAAUUAAUUUUUGAACGAUGCAAUAACAUUUCGUUUAUCAUGCCUCCAAGAAAGAAAUCCAUUUUCAGACGACUCAAAUCUGUUAUAAAAAAAGAAAAAGAAAUUAUUGAUGAUGUUAAUGGUGAUUUAGAAAAUAAACAUUUGGAGUUUGAAGAUGAUAUCCAAACUAAUGAAUUUAAAAAAGCUGAGGAAUCAGAAAUUAAAGAAAUACAGAAUAAAAAAUUGUUGUCUUUGUUUGAAGAUAUGAAUAGCCUUUUCUUGAGAAAGAGAAACAUUAAUUGGGAAAAAAAGUGCUGGAAUAAUUAUAUUUAUCAGAACUAUGACAUCAACCCAUUAAUAUUGCCUGAAGUGAAUGCAUAUUUGACUGAGUGGGAUGAAGAUGAAAUGUAUGAUAUAAUUCAAGUUUUUAGGAAAUGUCGUCAGUGUAGUCAGAUGUGUGAAGAUAUAAAAUGUGCACUUCUAGAAUGUCCAGAACCAGAAUAUAAAGUUUUAAAAUCUUGCUUAGAGAGCAUAAGAAAUCUGCAGUGUAUGAUGAGAAAGAAAAUAGAAAUAGCUACAUUCUUAAUUCUUAGGGCUGCAAAUCAGUAUGUAAAUGAUGAGACUUUCAAUAUAGAAUAUGGAAUAGUGGACUGUUUUGAGGACGAUAAGACUUCACCUCCCAUUUCUCUCUGCCUUUGGGGUAAUCUUUCAAAAAAUGUUCGCCAUAAAGGUAUAGAUUCAUCUUCCAUGGAAUUCAAUUUUGAAUUGCCUCCAGAGUUGAUCAAGGUAAAAUGUGCUGUGCGGAUUAUGCAUACUUUGUUUGAUAACGUCACGCCUACGUUUUGUGAAUCUUCUAUGCCUUACCAAUGGAACUUAGGAAAUUCUGAAAUUCGAAAACCUUGCAGUGAAACUCUUUUAGAUGAAAUAUUUCCCCGAACUGAAAAUGAACUGUUAGAUGCUAAGAAUGAAGCUUUAUCUACUGCUUUCCAUGCUGAAUUAACUUCUGCAGUUUCCAAGCAAAUUUCUUCUAUGGAAUCAGCUACUGCAAGCCACUCAGAAGUGGAUAAAAAUCCCAUUGUAAUGUUUACUCCUCCUGAAGAACCUGAAUUAACGAUUUUGGAGAAGUCUGAAUAUUUUGCUGUAGGUGGUAUCUAUCACUUUGAUUUAUUUUACCUACCUUAUCCAACUGUGAUGGCAGGUUCUUGGAUAUUUUCUCACUGUGAAGAAAAAGUACUUAGACAUAUUCCUUAUCAAACCAGCAUUAUACCAAUUAGGCAUCCUAAACCUGACAUGUCCCCUGCCUUAGCUGCUGAAUUUGCAGAUUCCGAAAUUAAGCGAUUUGAUAAAGAAAUGUGUAGUGCUAUAUCUUUGACCUUGAAAGUUCCAGAUGAUGUAUUAUUUCUUGAACAGCCACUCCCUGCUUUUUGGGUUGAUCAUAAGAAAGGAUUUACAUCUAUAGGCUUUUUUGAAACAAAAUAUGAUGAAGAUACCGGCCAUAUAUCUUUUAAAACAAACCGUUUUGGUGUGAUAGCAUUAUUGCAGAGACGUUAUAAUAAUAUGCCAUAUCAAUCAUGGGAGCUGAUAUCUGGAAAUGAUGAAAAUUCAGCAUCACUUGCUAUCACAGGAAUGCAUGUUGCUCUUAAAAUUAAAAUCAAAAGUGGAAAAUGUUGCAUUGAGAACAUUGAACAAGAUGGAAAAUCAUUGUUUUCUGAUGUUUAUGACAUAUGGAGGAAUCCUAAUUUAUUAGUUAAG
Stegodyphus dumicola is the source of this 1823-nucleotide messenger RNA. RefSeq names its product dynein axonemal intermediate chain 7-like. Gene Ontology annotation, cellular component: axoneme. Gene Ontology annotation, molecular function: beta-tubulin binding; microtubule binding. The record is from RefSeq and is a predicted model, not a curated record. Lineage: Eukaryota; Metazoa; Arthropoda; Arachnida; Araneae; Eresidae.